Messenger RNA from Desarmillaria tabescens, 2802 nucleotides. RefSeq names its product urease. The record is from RefSeq and is a predicted model, not a curated record. Gene Ontology annotation, molecular function: urease activity; nickel cation binding. The coding region runs from base 5 to 2521 and encodes 838 amino acids. Gene Ontology annotation, cellular component: urease complex. NCBI's taxonomy places the organism in Eukaryota, Fungi, Basidiomycota, Agaricomycetes, Agaricales, Physalacriaceae. The transcript is spliced from 10 exons. Gene Ontology annotation, biological process: urea catabolic process.
CCUCAUGCAUUUACUUCCCCGGGAAGAGGUAAAACUCCUCUUGCACCAGGCAGGGUUCUUGGCCCAAAAACGACUCGCCAGGGGGUUGCAGCUCAACCAGGGCGAGGCGAUAGCACUUAUUGCCUCUCAGUUACAAGAACGAAUCCGGGAUGGUAACCACUCGGUAGCCGAGCUUAUGCAGCAUGGAAAGGAUAUGCUUGGUCGCCGUCAUGUCCUUCCAAGUGUCGCUGGUCUGUUGCACGAGAUUCAAGUCGAAGGAACCUUUAAGGACGGCGUUUUUCUCGUAACGGUUCACGAUCCUAUUUGCACGGAAAAUGGAAACCUUGAGAACGCGCUCUACGGUUCCUUCCUCCCUAUCCCUGCUGAUAACGCGUUCCCUGUUGCAGAUGUCUCAGAGUAUUCUCAUGAGAAGGCUCCGGGCGCCAUUAUUGCCAGGAAGGAACCUAUCAUCAUUAACAAGGGCAGAGCAAGAAUAUCCCUUCGUGUAACGAAUAAUGGAGACCGUCCUAUUCAAAUUGGUUCACACUACCCUUUCAUCGAGACAAACCCGGCGCUUUCGUUUGACCGAGUCAGGGCGUACGGUAAACGACUCGACAUACCUGCAGGUACCGCGGUGCGCUUCGAGCCAGGUGAUGUCAAGACUGUGACCCUAUGUGCUAUCGCUGGAAACCAAAUCUUCUCGGGCGGGAACCGUCUCGCUUCUGGGGUCGUCGACUUGGGUAGAUCAGACCAGAUCAUCGAUGCAUUGGUGCAAAAGGGGUUCGCUCAUGUCCCCGAGCCAGGCGCAUUGGAUAUCAAAGUAGACACAGAGAUCAGUCGCGAAGCUUAUAUCUCCAUGUUCGGACCUACAACUGGUGAUAGAGUCCGACUUGGUGACACAGCUCUAUGGAUCCAGGUUGAGCACGACGAGACCGUGUAUGGCGACGAAGUCAAGUUCGGUGGAGGCAAGAGUAUCAGAGAGGGCAUGGGACAGGCCACUAAUCGAUCCAGCAAGGGGACUCUCGAUCUCGUCAUCACCAACGCCCUUAUUGUAGACUGGUCUGGAAUCUACAAAGCAGACAUUGGUGUCAAGAAUGGUCGUAUUUGCGGUAUUGGCAAGGCAGGCAACCCGGACGUUAUGGCGAACGUUCACCUCUCUCUCAUUAUCGGUUCUUCCACCGAGGUUAUUGCAGGGGAAAAACUCAUAAUCACUGCCGGAGCUGUCGAUGCACAUGUACACUAUAUCUGUCCGCAGCAGGUCGAGGAGGCUUUGGCAGCCGGAACCACUACUAUGAUCGGUGGUGGUACAGGGCCGAGUGCGGGCACAAAUGCGACGACAUGCACGUCGAGUCCGUUCUACAUUCGACACAUGCUGAGUGCUACGGAUGGCUUGGCCAUGAACUUUGCGUUUACAGGAAAGGGAAACGAUGCUGGGCCUACAGCUCUGGAAGAAAUUGUACAAGCAGGAGCUGCAGGUUUGAAGCUGCACGAGGAUUGGGGGUCUACGCCUGCUACUAUUACCAAUUGCUUGGAUGUUGGCGAUAAGUAUGACGUUCAGGUUAAUAUCCAUACCGACACAUUAAAUGAGAGUGGAUUCGUGGAAAGCACUAUUGCGGCCUUUGGUGACCGGACCAUUCAUACAUAUCACAGUGAAGGAGCAGGUGGCGGUCAUGCACCGGAUAUCAUAGUCGUUUGUGGCCAAGAAAAGGUCUUGCCUUCUUCUACAAAUCCAACGCGUCCAUACACUAAGAACACUUUGGACGAGCAUCUUGACAUGCUUAUGGUCUGCCAUCACCUGGACAAGUCCAUUCCUGAGGAUCUCGCUUUCGCAGAGUCUCGUAUUCGAGCGGAAACCGUAGCCGCUGAGGACGUCCUUCAUGAUAUCGGGGCAAUUGCGAUGAUUAGUUCUGACUCACAGGCCAUGGGACGUGUGGGAGAAGUCGUUAGUAGGACCUGGAGGACUGCAAGCAAGAUGCGGGAGUUCCGUGGACCUUUGACAUCCUUAGGUGACUCUGAGGGUGUUGACAAUGCUCGUGUGAAGAGAUAUGUUGCCAAAUACACCGUAAACCCUGCGAUAACUCAUGGAAUCAGUCACGCUGUGGGCCAUGUUGCUGUUGGAACCCUGGCAGAUCUAGUGCUCUGGAAGCCUGAAAACUUUGGUGCUAAACCUGAGAUGGUUCUCAAAUCCGGUGUCAUUGCCUGGUCUCAGAUGGGCGAUGCGAAUGCAUCCAUACCCUCCGUACAGCCAUUCUACUCCAAGCCAAUGUGGGGUGCCAAGCCUGGCUCGGCAGCUCUAAAUUCUGUGGCAUUCGUAUCGGAAAUUUCCAUCUCAUCUGGCGCGAUAGCUUCCUAUGAUCUCAAAAAAGACGCAGUAGCUGUCAAGGGCUGCAGGAAUAUCACCAAAAAGGAUAUGAGAUGGAAUGAUCUCAUUCCUAAAAUGUCGGUGGAUCCGGAGACGUAUGAAGUGUGCGCGAAUGGAGAGCUGGCGGAUGUCGCGCCGGCUGAGAAGCUGCCCCUUUCAAGGGCAUACAAUUUCUUCUAGGUGAUUAAAGAAGCGAAACAGAAUUUGCGCUUGUACUUUUACUGAUGGAUGUACUCGUUAUUGGAAAUGUACUGAUAUUCUGGAAGGCAUAAUAUGAAGUAGAGAAAAACCUUGAUCAACGAAGCAAACUGCGUUGUGGAUGCACUACGAGGAUCGAACUAGUAGUAAGCCUCUGUAGCUGCUAAGCAUCCAAGACGCGAUCUUUUGGCUCACUGGAGGUUAUCAAUCCCGGAUUAGAGAGUGAAGAGUGAAGAACUAAGAAGGGAGCUUAUGUAGGGAGC